CCCGGCCCGGAGCCGCCCUCCGGAGGGAGAGCUCUUCCAGCUGCGGCACUGCUGAGGCAGGAAACCUCUGCGAGAAGUGUCGCCUCCACCGACGCCCUUAAAGCCGAUCCCUUUCGCCAGGAAGGAGAAGAGGCUGAGGUUGGGAGAGGAGCAAAUUGCAGGGGAAGGUAAAGAUUGUGGCAAACUUUCUAGCUGCUUCUGCGUACUGCUACCUCACUGGUGGGAGUGUCUGCCCAUAAGGAACUGCAGAGCCCAGACCUAAGAGCCCUGAGGCUCCAUAAAAGACUUCCAGCCGCCUUUGGAGGAGGAACUGCCGGCAGUGCAAGCUUUCGCAUAUACGGCUGAGUAGAUGAUUCAGCUCUAGAAGAAAGAUUUGUCUCCAUGAAUUCCUUUGAAAGCACAAUGGAUGCAUUUUAGAGCUCCACAGAAGUCAUCUUAGGAGCAAGAACAUCGGACUUUGAGGAAUAACAGUUCAGAGAGCCCAGAAAUUGGUCACUUCUAAAGCCUCUUUGGCCGUACACCUUGGAAAUGAAUACCAUUGAGACAGCAAAGCUUGAGGAGCAUAUGGAGGGUCAGCCAAAUGAGACUUCUAAUGGCUACUCACGACCUACUCUCUCAGUCAGUGAAGAGAACAAAAAUGGCACUAGCAAACCAAAGGGCUUGUCUAAUGGCUUGCGAAAAACAGCAAAGAAGUAUCCUGAUUACAUCCAGAUUGCUAUGCCUGCUGAAUCUAGGAACAAAUUCCCUCUGGAAUGGUGGAAAACAGGCAUUGCCUUUGUCUAUGCUCUCUUCAACUUGAUUUUAACAACUGUCAUGAUCACUGUGGUCCAUGAGAGAGUACCUCCAAAGGAGCUAAGCCCUCCCUUGCCUGACAAAUUUUUUGAUUACAUUGAUCGUGUGAAAUGGGCUUUUUCUGUAUCAGAAAUAAAUGGAAUGAUACUACUUGGAUUAUGGAUAAUCCAGUGGUUGUUUCUUAGAUACAAAUCAAUAGUGGGACGCAGGUUCUUUUUUAUAAUAGGAACUUUAUAUCUGUACCGCUGUAUUACCAUGUAUGUUACCACCUUACCUGUGCCUGGAAUGCAUUUUCAGUGUGCGCCAAAGUUGAAUGGAGACUCUCAGGCAAAGGUUCAGAGAAUCCUGCGACUGAUUUCUGGUGGUGGUCUAUCCAUAACUGGAUCACACAUCCUAUGUGGAGACUUCCUGUUUAGUGGGCACACUGUAGUAUUAACGCUGGUCUACCUGUUCAUCAAAGAGUAUUCACCACGUCAUUUCUGGUGGUAUCACUUAAUCUGCUGGCUGAUGAGUGCUGCUGGCAUCAUUUGUAUCCUGGUUGCUCAUGAACACUAUACUGUAGAUGUCAUCAUUGCCUACUAUAUCACCACGCGGCUCUUCUGGUGGUACCACUCAAUGGCUAAUGAAAAGACUUUAAAGGUGUCUUCACAGACGAAUUUUCUCUCUCGAGCGUGGUGGUAUCCAAUAUUUUAUUUCUUCGAGAAGAAUGUGCAAGGCUCUGUUCCUUGCAGUUUUUCCUGGCCGAUAUCUUGGCCUCCCAGCUGCUUCAAAUCUUCAUGCAAAAAGUAUUCACGGGUUCAGAAGACAGGAGAGGACAAUGAAAAAUCUACCUGAAGAAAAGAAGGAAAGCAUCUGCUCUGUUUUUUUCAUUUUUGUUUUUUUUUUUUUUU
Hirundo rustica (Barn swallow) is the source of this 1682-nucleotide messenger RNA. RefSeq names its product sphingomyelin synthase 2 (gene SGMS2). NCBI's taxonomy places the organism in Eukaryota, Metazoa, Chordata, Aves, Passeriformes, Hirundinidae. Gene Ontology annotation, biological process: sphingomyelin biosynthetic process; ceramide biosynthetic process. The transcript is spliced from 6 exons. The record is from RefSeq and is a predicted model, not a curated record. Gene Ontology annotation, molecular function: ceramide cholinephosphotransferase activity; sphingomyelin synthase activity. The coding region runs from base 529 to 1626 and encodes 365 amino acids. Gene Ontology annotation, cellular component: endoplasmic reticulum membrane; Golgi membrane.